Messenger RNA from Didymodactylos carnosus, 2106 nucleotides. NCBI's taxonomy places the organism in Eukaryota, Metazoa, Rotifera, Eurotatoria, Philodinida, Philodinidae. The record is from the annotation of a GenBank genome assembly.
AUGAGUGCUUUAGAGGAUUUAGCAAUAUCUACCUACGAACAUGUUGGCUGCUUGAACAUGAAAAAUGAGUAUCAUCUUACAUUUCAACAAGAAUUAUCUAACGAUAAACAAGAAUCAUCAUCGUAUCAGAUAUUUUCAAGUUCGAUAAUGAAUGCUGAACUUUGUUUUCGUCUUUGUCGACGAUGGACUAUUUUAGUAUACAAUAACUUGAGAUGCAUUUGUUUAUAUACCUUGAGUGAACAUCAUCAGCUUGCAAGAUUAGGUGAAUGGACACUAAAUUGUACGAGUGGCUAUUUUGUUUACGCUCUGGGAGAGAACAAAUCGAAGACAAAUCGAGCAAAAUUUAAUCCAUUAACAAAAAUAUCUACGACUGUUUAUCCAGCAUUUAGUGGUUAUGAUUGGUCUCUAGACGGUUGUUACUAUUUUCAUGAAAUACAACGUGUGAUAGUUGAUUUAAGAUUUGAGUCAGAUUAUGAAUUAGGAAUGCAAGCGUGUAUGAGAGUAUGUUUAGUAAGAAAUAACAAAUCUGGAUACUUUUUUAUGUCACGUAAAAAAUAUUGUUAUUGUUCAGCAUCGUUUAUCGAUGCAAAAAUUCUUUUCAUCAGUACAACAGCACUUAGAAAAUCUUUAAAACAGUGUUCAUUUCUAACACCGAUAUGUUCCGCCAUUAAAAAUACGGUAACAAAUUCGUGUCAACAAUAUAUUGAUGAUACAAGUUUUGAUACAUUAGUCAAAAUUGAUUAUAAAAUGUAUUGUCUCAAUAAUACAUUUGAAUAUAGUCGUGCUCUUCAUCAGUGUAUACAAUUAAUUAGUCUUGGAUUGUUACCAUUUUAUCAAAAUUACAAACAAUUAUGUUCAAUAAGUAAAACAUUUCAGCUUGAUUCAGAACAACAGUGGAUAUAUUUAAUAACAAACUAUUUACCAGCUAUCGUGAAUGAUAGACCAAAAACUUCACUUUGGAUUGAUAGAAACUCAAAAUAUGCCUAUAAAUUACUAACACAAACAGAUAAAUCAAUAUACAAUUACUCAAAUGAACAACAAUGUUUGAUUUUGUAUCCAACUUUAAAUUCUUGGAACAUUAAAAUUGUUUCAUGCCAAUAUCAUUAUGCAUAUUAUGGCCUUUGUCAAACAGAAGCAAUCGAACAAAAUCCGAAUCUAAUGGAAGAAUUUAUAUUAAAAUUAAAUCAUCAGUAUUUUGUCGAUAACUUGCGUAAAGCUGAACGACUAUGUGAACUACAUAAUGGGCAACUGACAAAAUUUCAAACACACGAAUGGGGUAAUGUCAAUUUACUAACGCUUUUAAAUGGUAGUGCUGAAAGAUCUUUAAAUGAUGCUAGAAUUGAAUUAUUUUCUUAUCAUCUUGAAAAUACCAUUUAUCGUAAUUGGACGCAAAUGCCCGAAAUGAAAAAACAUUGGUUAAGACUAUUACUUGGUAGUACAAAAUCGACUACUACAAGUAUUAAAAAUGAAUGUGUGUUAAGAUACUAUGCACAUGCUUCUGGAGGCUUUACAAUGCUUAAUCAAUGUCAAGAAGCAGGACAUCCUGUUUGUAUAGCCGAUAUAAUACAAAGAGAUAUUAGAAUUGGUAAUAAAAACGAAUCGACUAGUACUAUGUCACUAUCCACAAUAGCUAUUGUUGAAAACAAAACGGAAUCGAACAAUAAUACUAGUGAAUUAUUCAUCUACGAUUGUAAAAAUUGUACAGCUGACGAAGAUUUAUAUAACAAUGUGACAAAUAUUAGCAGUCCUCUUUAUAGUUUUGACUCAACAUCGAAGUCACAUCAUCUUUUAAAUCGUUACACAUUUACACUCUCGGUGACUGCUGCAUGUGUCGUCUUUCUUUUGCUUUCAUUGGUAGGUGCACUAUGUUAUUUUCGACGACGUCAGUCAUACUCAUUCACUGCUACUCCAACUCGAGCUGUCACUCUGUCUCCUACAGCCACAGUUGUUUACAAACGUUUAAAAACAAAACAACAAUUAAAAAAGUCAAAUAAAAAAACGGAUGAUCAACACUCAUCAGAAUUAUUAUUAGAUGAGAAUGUUGAUCUUAUUUCCAAUGUUCGAUUAUCAUCAUUAGAAAAUGAAAUACAUCAAGCUGAAAAAUGA